Phragmites australis (common reed) is the source of this 1046-nucleotide messenger RNA. RefSeq lists its product as uncharacterized. The transcript is spliced from 5 exons. Bases 314 to 838 code for a protein of 174 amino acids. NCBI's taxonomy places the organism in Eukaryota, Viridiplantae, Streptophyta, Magnoliopsida, Poales, Poaceae. The record is from RefSeq and is a predicted model, not a curated record.
GCCACGUCGUGUCCCUUCCCAUCAAUCCAGCAUGGGCAAGUACCGCUAGCCUCCUCCUGAAAUGAAUCCUCCCUCCUAGAUUCCCAAAUCCCUUCCCCUUCCCCAAUCCCAGCCCAACACCCACGGCGGAAUCCCAUUCCGAUACCUCCCCUCCUCCUCACCCUCCUCGCUUCGCCUCCCCCUUCCGCCAUAGCCGACCACCACCACAGGCGGAGCUAGGGUUUGGUGCCCCGGCCUCGCCGACCACCACCGCGACGACGCCCUUCUCCUCCUCCUCCGCGGCAGCGACCUCCACCCGCCUGGCCCGGAUGCUAUGCUGCUGAGCUGCAGGUCCCUCUCCACUUGGGUGCGCCGCCUCGUCGCUUGCAUGGGAGGUUGCUUUGGCUGUUGUGCUAAGCCUACUCCUAUAACAGCGGUCGACAAGCCUUCGAAGCGGUUGAGAAUCCAGGGACGCUCGAUAAGGAAGGCUAGCCUGUCCGAGGACUUUUGGAGCACGAGCGCUCAUGAGAUGGAGAACAGCGCAAUCCUGUCGCAGAGGAGCAUGUCUUCGAUCAGCACGGCAGCGCAGUCCAAUGAUCAACAUGCCGCAGGAAGUAGCAGCAACCCAAAUGAGUUUGUAAAUCAAGGUCUUAUGCUCUGGAAUCAGAACAGACAGCAGUGGGUUGGAAACAAAAAACGCCACUCUCGAUCUCAACAGCCUCGAGAACCAAAAUUAAGUUGGAAUGCAAGGUAUGAGAGUCUGCUGGGAAGCAAUAAGCCAUUCUCCCAACCGAUACCUCUUGGUGAAAUGAUAGAUUUGCUUGUUGACGCUUGGGAGCAAGAAGGUCUAUAUGAUUAGGCCUCUGAAGUUCAUUGUUUGACUCAGAUUAAUUGCGUAAUUGUGUUUGGACCUUUGGAUGCGCAUGAGCUCUAAGUUGUGGAACGCAUAACUUUUCCUGAGCUCAUUGGUGUAUCAUGAAUGAAUAUCAUGAAACAAGGCAGCGUCCUUAUAUUAAACAUUGUAAUAUAUUAUUCCUGUCAAGUUUAUGAGAACGUUUGAUCUUUUA